Molecule: messenger RNA, 1185 nt
Organism: Drosophila willistoni
Lineage: Eukaryota; Metazoa; Arthropoda; Insecta; Diptera; Drosophilidae
Gene: Or67b
Product: odorant receptor 67b
Exons: 9
Biological process (GO): detection of chemical stimulus involved in sensory perception of smell; sensory perception of smell
Cellular component (GO): plasma membrane
Molecular function (GO): olfactory receptor activity; odorant binding
Source: RefSeq, a predicted model, not a curated record
GUUCAGGAGGAAGAACUAUUUACAAUACAUUGUGCAAACAGUAUACGGAUCUUUGCAGUGCUAAUCAAUUUGUGGAUCAUCUAUAGUUUGGUUGCUUUCAUUAUGGCCAACUAUCAGGUGUCCUUUGAGGCUUAUGUGGAGGCUGUCCUGCUGACCUUUCAAUUGUCCGUGGGUGUUGUGAAAAUGUUUCAUUUUCAAAAUUGCCUAGAGUCCUGCAUUCAAUUAGUCUAUGCCACAGAAACGGGAGAUGUGCUUAAGUCUCUGGGUAUCUUCGAUUUGAAAUUGCCCAGAAAACAUCUCUUAAGCCAGGCUUUGAGUACAAUAAUUGUGGAAAGUUGGCUAAUAAUCGAUCGGCAAGUGAUGUUCUUCUUCAAAGUUGUCUGCAUGCCUGUUGUAUAUUAUACAAUGAGGCCAUAUUUUCAAUAUAUCUACGAUUGCUAUAUCGUGGCAGAUGAAUAUUGUGAAAUGACACUGACCUAUCCAGCCAUAGUGCCUUAUUUUCAAUGGGGUAACCAUGAAUAUCCUUCAUAUGCCAUAAGGUUUUUUCUUUUACAGUCAGGUCCUGUUUGGUGCUUUUUUGCCGUCUUUGGUUUCAAUAGCCUCUUUGUAAUCCUAACCAGACACGAGGCUGGACUUUUGCAAAUUCUUCGACAUUUGGUACAGAAUUCUACCUCUGAUGCUGUUGUACCCAAGCAUUUGCGAGUCAACUACUUGCAAUGUUGUGUGAGACUUUUUGCUCGCAUUGCUAGGCAUCAUAAUCAAAUAGAGAAUCUUUUCAAGUACAUAAUUUUGGUGCAAUGUGCCGUGAGCAGUAUACUAAUAUGCAUGUUGCUUUAUAAGAUCAGUACAGUUUUAGAUGUCGGCUGGGUAUGGAUGGGCAUGAUCAUGGCAUACUUUGUUACCAUAACUUUGGAGAUCAGUUUAUAUAAUCUGAGUGCCCAAAUUGUGGAAACGCAAAGUGAAUUACUUUAUCUCGAUUGGUAUAACUGCUCCUGGUAUAGCGAAACAACUGAGUUUCGAUUCAUCAUUAAAAUGAUGUUAAUUUUCUCACGACGUACGUUUGUUUUGAGCGUCGGAGGAUUUACCAAUCUCUCCCAUAAGUUUUUAGUUCAGGUCUUUCGCUUAAGUGGAAAUUUCUUUUUACUUUUACGUAAUAUGAACAACAAAUAGAAAAAAAUAUACAUA